Messenger RNA from Cryptotermes secundus, 1747 nucleotides. It is a transcript of the gene nopo, whose product is annotated as E3 ubiquitin-protein ligase TRAIP. The coding region runs from base 94 to 1419 and encodes 441 amino acids. The transcript is spliced from 6 exons. The record is from RefSeq and is a predicted model, not a curated record. Lineage: Eukaryota; Metazoa; Arthropoda; Insecta; Blattodea; Kalotermitidae.
UUGGGAAGGGAAGGAGGUGUUUUCUAUGAAAGACUGAAUCUUCGUUUUAUGUGACAAAUUUGAUUAAUUAUUCAUUAUUCUUCGGUGUAAAUCAUGCACAUCAGCUGUGUUAUAUGCAGUGAUUUAUUCGUACCUGUGUCUGAUGUUUUCGUAACAGGUUGUGGCCAUCUGUUCCAUUACCCAUGUUUGAUUCAAUGGAUUGAGAGAUCCAAGUCCUGUCCACAGUGUCGAAAUAAGACUACUGAGAAGACAAUCCAUCGAAUUUAUUUUAAUGUUGCAAGCAGUGAAACAGAGGAAGAUGUUAGUCUUAUGCAUAACAAGAUUGAUAAUCUGAAAUUUCAGAUUCAUCUUAAAGAUACAGAUAUUAAAAAUACUGCUGAAGAAAAUCAAAAAUUGACCAAUCAAAAUAAGGGAUUAAGGGAAGAAAUCAAAACAUUGGAAGUUAAGAUUCGUUCACUGGAAUCAUCAAUGUCAGUAUUUAAGGAUCAAAUUAGAUAUCUACGACUACAAAACAAAGCUGCAGAAGAUGCUCAGGAGGAGGCAAAGAAACUCCGUAAAGAACUGGAAACUUUGAAAAGUAUUCAGAUAAUUGUCCAAGGAACCACAGCAGAAGUUGAAGACAUGCUGGAUAAACAUGGAGAUUCGUAUGAUUCAAGAAAAUCUUUGGCAACUUAUGUGUCAGUUCUUAAAAGAGAAAUUCAAGCAGCGUCAGAGAAAAAGAGAGAUUUUAGAGACCGGCUAAAAAUAUAUCAUCGGGAUCUGAGUGCAGCCAUAUUAGAAAAGAAUAGAUUAAAUGAAGAUUUAAAACUUAAAUCAAAGCUGAAUAAGCAGCUGGAAGACGAUUUGCAACAUUUGGAACAUGAGAAGAAAAGCCUUCAAAAGAAAAUACAUGAUCUUGAAAAAGCCAUCUCCUCACCCAGUGGCAAAAAUCCCCGAGACAGCGCUCUUCAGAGACUCAUAUUGGAAAGUCCUAUACCUGAGGCAGUCAAGAUACCAAGACUGACUGAUCCUGCUGAAACUGACACAUCAACUUCAACAAUGUUUGGAGCCCUACUAUCACCAGAAUCCAAAGCACAGCAGAAGUUUGAACCUGCAUCACCAUACCUGAAUAUUAAAUCUUGCAGCUUUGGUCUGACUCCCCUAAAGGGUUCUCAGAGCAUGAAUCUACAAUUGCCUUCUGGCAGCAAUAAGUUCAGCAUAUUCAGGAAACCAAAUCAUGAAAGGCCAAAUUCUUCAGCGGCUGCAAAUCCUGAAGAAGCAUAUGAUGGUUUAGGUGGCCAUUCAAAAGCUGAUUUAUUUCCCAUACCCAGUACCAAAUUUAAACCAACAAACAAAAAGUUGAAGCCCAUCUCAAUUUCAAAAACAAAAAAGCAAGUUACAGUCUCACAUAAAUUAGAAAUGUUUUUUGAUUCAACAUGAAUUUAAGAGAUUCUUCCAGUGCCAGUUCUAGCUAAUAAAUGCUAAGCACACAAGGGAAUUAUAGAAUUUAAGCUCUAUCAUGGGUAACAGUAUACAAGUCAACCGAUUUGCCUCCUGGGCUCUAACACUACGCUGUUUUCUAACAUUUCAAUAUUUCUUCAUAAGUUUGUCCAAAACAUGGUGCUAUAACCCAUGAGGCUAUACUUGUUAAUCCUGACUUUGCAUGUAUUGUAUGAAAUUUUGGAAAGGAGAGGAAUGGGAGUUAUUUAUUUUGUGUUAAUAAACACUUUUAUGCAAUUCUGUAAUUUAAUUUAUUAAACCAUAGUUG